CGAAGCACGGCCCACAGCGCGACCGUGAGAGAAAGUUUAAAAGCGGGCGGUUUCCUCCCCGCCUUGCCCGCCGAGGGGUGGGGGGAUCUGUUUGUCCGUCUGCGCUCGGAGAGAGGUGGGGGUCACGAGCCGCCCUCCGGGGUCGCGAAGCCCGGGGUUCUUACCCCACCCUUCCACGGGGAGACGAAGACCUUCAGAAGGAAUCUUGUGAGUGGACGGUGAUCCUCAAGACCGCCAGACAGUUACUUCUUCACCACCACUAGCUUAAAAAAUAAAUCAUGACUGAAUCUGCCUCUAGCACAAGUGGUCAAGAGUUUGAUGUAUUCAGUGUUAUGGACUGGAAAGAUGGAGUAGGUACAUUACCAGGAAGUGACUUAAAGUUUCGGGUAAAUGAGUUUGGAGCCCUGGAAGUUAUUACAGAUGAGAGCGAAAUGGAAAAUGUUAAAAAAGCAACAGCUACCACCACCUGGAUGGUACCAACGGCUCAAGAAGCCCCGACCUCUCCCCCGAGCUCCAGGCCCGUAUUUCCACCUGCCUACUGGACAUCUCCACCUGGAUGUCCCACAGUCUUUUCAGAGAAGACUGGGAUGCCUUUCAGGUUGAAGGAUCCAGUGAAAGUAGACGGGCUUCAAUUCUGUGAGAACUGUUGUCAGUAUGGCAACGUAGAUGAGUGUCUCUCUGGAGGAAACUAUUGCAGCCAGAAUUGUGCUCGGCAUAUGAAAGACAAAGAUCAGAAGGAGGAAAGAGACACAGGAGAAGACAACGAGGAAGAAGAUCCUAAGUGUAGUCGGAAGAAAAAACCAAAAUUAUCUCUGAAAGCCGACUCCAAGGAGGAUGGGGAAGAGCGAGAUGAUGAAAUGGAGAACAAACAAGAUGGAAGAAUCCUGAGGGGUUCACAGAGAGCCCGAAGGAAAAGACGGGGUGAUGCGACUGUAUUGAAGCAGGGUUUGCCUCCUAAAGGAAAGAAAACUUGGUGCUGGGCAUCCUACCUGGAAGAGGAAAAAGCUGUGGCAGUACCAGCAAAACUGUUCAAGGAGUAUCAGUCCUUUCCAUAUAACAAAAAUGGGUUUAAAGUUGGCAUGAAAUUAGAAGGCGUGGACCCGGAGCAUCAGUCUGUGUACUGCGUCCUCACCGUGGCUGAGGUUUGUGGAUACCGGAUAAAACUGCACUUUGAUGGAUAUUCUGACUGCUAUGACUUCUGGGUAAAUGCAGACGCUCUGGAUAUUCACCCCGUCGGGUGGUGCGAGAGAACUGGCCACAAACUCCAUCCUCCAAAAGGUUAUAAAGAAGAGGAAUUUAAUUGGCAGACCUAUCUUAAGACAUGCAAAGUGCAAGCUGCUCCCAAGUCAUUAUUUGAAAAUCAGAAUAUAACAGUGAUCCCAUCAGGCUUUCGAGUUGGAAUGAAGCUGGAAGCUGUAGACAAAAAGAAUCCUGCAUUCAUCUGUGUUGCUACGGUAACAGAUAUGGUGGACAAUCGUUUCCUGGUACAUUUUGACAACUGGGAUGAGAGCUAUGACUAUUGGUGUGAAGCCUCUAGUCCACACAUUCAUCCAGUUGGUUGGUGUAAAGAACACAGAAGAACCCUUAUCACCCCUCCAGGUUAUCCAAACGUGAAACAUUUUUCUUGGGAUAAAUACUUAGAAGAAACCAAUUCUUCACCUGCUCCUGCAAGAGCUUUCAAAGUGAAACCUCCACAUGGAUUCCAGAAAAAAAUGAAGCUUGAGGUCGUAGACAAAAGAAAUCCCAUGUUUGUUAGAGUCACAACAGUGGCAGACACGGAUGACCACCGAAUAAAAGUUCACUUUGAUGGCUGGAAUAGUUGCUAUGAUUACUGGAUAGACGCAGAUUCUCCUGAUAUUCACCCCGUGGGCUGGUGUUCUAAAACCGGGCAUCCUCUUCAGCCUCCUUUGGGCCCCUUAGAAUUAAUGGAAGCUUCGGAACAUGGUGGAUGCUCAAUCCCAGGGUGUAAAGGGAUUGGCCAUUUUAAGCGAGCGAGACACCUGGGCCCUCACAGUGCUGCCAACUGUCCCUAUUCAGAAACCAAUUUGAAUAAAGACCGAAUUUUCCCAGACCGCUUAAGUGGUGAGAUGCCUCCAGCUAGUCCAUCAUUUCCGAGAAAUAAAAGGACAGACACAAAUGAAAUCUCUUCAUCUCCUGAAAUCAGAGACCAGCAUGCUGAUGAUGUCAAGGAAGACUUUGAAGAGAGAACAGAAAGUGAAAUGAAGACGUCACAUGAAGCCAGAGGUGCCCGGGAAGAGCCCAGUGUGCAGCAGGCACAGCGUCGGUCGGCCGUCUUUCUGUCCUUUAAGUCCCCAAUUCCGUGUCUGCCCUUGCGCUGGGAGCAGCAAAGCAAGCUUCUUCCAACCGUAGCCGGCAUCCCAGCCAGUAAAGUUUCCAAGUGGAGCACAGAUGAGGUGUCAGAAUUCAUACAGAGCUUACCUGGGUGUGAAGAACACGGAAAGGUAUUUAAGGAUGAACAAAUUGAUGGAGAAGCAUUUCUGCUUAUGACCCAAACAGACAUUGUUAAAAUUAUGAGCAUUAAGCUGGGCCCUGCUCUCAAAAUUUUCAAUUCUAUCCUGAUGUUCAAAGCUGCAGAGAAGAACUCUCACAAUGAACUUUGAAGAUGGUGAAUUUUGAAUACUGUCAGCUUUCUGCUUUAAAGCUCAUGUUUUAUUCAAAGCACAAGAACAGUUAUAACUCCUAAGUGAGAAGUCUCCAAAACUCAGAAGAACAGUGAUAUCGGAUUAUUUAUAUUCCUCGAGAGACAAUGUAUAUGAAUUCCUAUGAAAGUGCUCGAGCUUUUAACCGGGUACUGUUGAACAACAGUCAUCUUUUGGUUCUGUUCACUGAGCUAAAUUUAUCUUUGUAAAUCUUUUUGAGGCUGGAGGGUGGGGGGAAAGGGGGACUUCAUUAAUUAUUUAUGGAUAAGGGGGGCAGAGUAAGAACUUUCCGCAUUUUGUAAACAUAGUUGAAUUCUCUUUCAUGCACACUGUUUUCUUUUUCAAUACUUUCAGGAAUCUUUUUAUAUAAUCAGAUUUCAACUUAAACCAAAUUAGUCAAAACCUGGCGAAGUGCGGCCAGCGGGACUGUUAUGUGUAUUGUUGAUUCUGUGCCAUAUUUUGAAUUGCGACAUUAUGCUAAGUAUAACUUUGCAAGUAAUGCUAUUGCCUAACUGCUUGUCAUAAUUUGUUGGGGCUGAAUAGUUGUAAAAAUUACUUUCCUUUAAAUCAGUGUUUUUACUUUUGCACGUAUUAUGAAAUGUUAAACAAAUUACUUUUCACCAGCAUCUUUACGAUAAUUACCAAAAACAUGUAUAUAAAUAAUGGAAUUGAAAAAUAAAAUAUAUAAACAUAAAUAAAUUAGGUGAUGUAUAAUGACA
Diceros bicornis minor is the source of this 3379-nucleotide messenger RNA. RefSeq names its product L3MBTL histone methyl-lysine binding protein 3 (gene L3MBTL3). Bases 279 to 2621 code for a protein of 780 amino acids. The transcript has 23 exons. The record is from RefSeq and is a predicted model, not a curated record. Gene Ontology annotation, biological process: regulation of DNA-templated transcription. Gene Ontology annotation, cellular component: nucleus. NCBI's taxonomy places the organism in Eukaryota, Metazoa, Chordata, Mammalia, Perissodactyla, Rhinocerotidae. Gene Ontology annotation, molecular function: protein binding; zinc ion binding.